Molecule: messenger RNA, 921 nt
Organism: Tetrahymena thermophila SB210
Lineage: Eukaryota; Ciliophora; Oligohymenophorea; Hymenostomatida; Tetrahymenidae
Product: phospholipid methyltransferase
Exons: 2
Cellular component (GO): membrane
Source: RefSeq, a predicted model, not a curated record
AUGAACAAAUCUUAAGAAAAUAAAUACCCAUAUUUGGUUAGUCUCUUCAUUAUGGUUUUCCCAUAUGCUUUGGCUUUUCUAACCUUAGAAAUCUUUUAUGAUUUUACAUAACCAUUCAAUUUACAUCCUCUAAUUAGAGUGCUCUUGGUUGAUAUCGCACAUACUAUUUUGGUCUUCGCUUUUUCUUUUAUAUUCAAAAAUAGUAGCAUUUAUGAUCCUUACUGGUAAACCUUACCUAUUGGUUAUGCAUAUAUUUUGAACAAAUAAAGCUUAUAUUCAAAUAGUUUAAGAAACAUGCUAGCAAUCUUCCCACUACUUGCUUACUGCAUUAAGCAGAAUGUUUACUAUUUUAGAUUCUGGCCUGGUUUCCAAUAUGAAGAUUUCAGAUACAAGUAAUACUCUAAUGUGAUUCAUAAUCCAGUUUUAUAUUGGUUGUUUUCUUUUUUCAGUUUUCAUUUGUUUCCAACAAUUCUAGUCUUUUUGGGAUUGACUCCUCUUUACUAUAUUUUAAACGAGGAUCUUGCAAAUUAAACUUUUAUAUAAGAAUUUAUUACCUACUUAGGAAGCUUUAUUUCUUUAGCAGGAGUUAUUAUUGAAGCUAUAGCUGAUGAAUAAUUGCUUCCUUGGAGAGGAGUGAAAACUGAAAAAUGCAUAGAAGUAGGACUAUGGAAAUACUCGAGACAUCCUAACUAUUUUGGCUAAAUCACAAUAUGGUGGGGAAUCUUUAUCUCAUUGCUUGGAUCUACAAAUCCUCCAUUAUGGACUGUGAUUGGAGCUGUUAGUAUUACUUGCUUAUUUAACUUUUAUAGUGUUCCAGCUAUGGAAAAGUAUUUAUCAUAAAAAAAGCCAAGUUAUAAACUUUACUAAAAAACUGUUUCUAGACUUAUUCCUUGGUUUAGAAAAAAUCUUAAAAACGAAUGA